This is a messenger RNA of Opisthorchis viverrini, 564 nucleotides long. RefSeq lists its product as hypothetical. Bases 1 to 564 code for a protein of 187 amino acids. NCBI's taxonomy places the organism in Eukaryota, Metazoa, Platyhelminthes, Trematoda, Opisthorchiida, Opisthorchiidae. The transcript has 4 exons. The record is from RefSeq and is a predicted model, not a curated record.
AUGUCUCAGGAGUCUUCAGAUAAAAAAUUCUUGCGACAAUUCUCGCUAACAAGGUCAAUCAUAAGAAUUAUAUAUAUAUUUUUGCACCAAGAAGUCAGGACAGCGCGAGUCAGCGUUGAUCAAGGUCAGACAACGCCCUCGCAAUACGCAGCACGUCACAGCCUCGUACCGAAGCCAGACUUGUGCAUCAGCAUUGGACCAAGUUCAGACAGUGUCCCUCCAAUAAAUAGCUUGAGACCGUUGUACUUUUCGCACUCGCACUCGCAUUCGCACUCGCAUUCGCACUCGCACUCACAUUCGUACUCGCACUCAAACUCGCACUCGCUUGUUCGAAAUAUAGUUGUUGUGUUUCCUUCUAUGAGUCUUUUUUCCGGCAUUAGGCAAUGGAGUGGGUCAGCUACAGAUACUACAGAUUGCUUCCUUGUCCUUGAAGAAAAUAACGAGACGCAAUGCACUACUAAUAAGGUUGCUGAAAACUCUUCAACAGUUCGCGACCGGUUUCGCCCUACUUUGAGUUCACCAGAUAGGCGCAUUUCCCGAGUUUCCGUCAAUCCUAUGUUCUAA